ACAUUUGUUUUUCAAGUGGCAACGUUAUACUUUUGCUGUUUUAUUUUAGGAUUUUUAGCUGACACGUUUUGACUCGUCAUUAUUCACAUAAGUUACUUUGACUCUAAAUUGUGACCCAUAAGGGAAAAAAAAUAUAUAAUCGAGUAGCGUCUUGUUUGAUUUGUUUCAACGUCUAUUUUCUAAAUAUUAAAUUUUUAUAAUUUUUGGUUGUACAAAAUUGAAGAUAUUAUUAUUAUUAAUGCAUUAGCAAACACGUCUAAAUAAAAUGUAUCAACAAAGGAAAUACUCCAUAAUACUUUUGGGUAAAUUUAGAUAAAGCUGCUAACACCAUAAAUAGCCAUGAAUAGGGUAAAAUUACGCAAUUUUAUUACAUUACGAAUUUGCCACUUAUAAACAAACAAUGUGGUAAACUUGUAUUUUCUCCGCCAAUUUCACUAAGGGGUCGUUUGGUUCGCAAGGGGUAAUCGAAAUGGAUUGAACAAAGGGAAAAGAAAAGAAUGGAAUGAAAAUACCAUAUAUUUGCUAUGUUGUUUGUUUUAAAAACAAAGGGAAACAAAUCCCACUAGUCCCACCACCACCACACAUCCACCUAAUUCAUUAACUUUCCACCUUUUCCAGCCACCAUCUAUCCACCAAACCACUCACCGCACCUCCCCCACCAUUCGCCGCCCUACGCCAACCCUCCCCCACCCCUGCCGACCCAGCGCAGCUGAUCCCUCCCCCGAGAAACCUCCCUUAGCCCAGAAAACCCUAGAAUCUAGUCUCACUCCCCGUAAAACCCAUCGGUCAGCCCUCCCCCACCCAUCGAAACCCUACCGCCUAGGGUUUCGAUGGUGGGGGAGGGUCGGUCGUCCGUUUUACAGUGAGGGAGAUGGGUUUUUUUUAGGUUUUUUAGGUUUUUCGAUGGUGGGUUUUUGAGAGUGAGGAUGGUCGACGAAGGGAGGGGAGGUGCGACGAGGGGUGGGAGAGAGGCGGCGAGUGGUGAUGUGGCUGGCCGUGGUGUGGUGGUGCGACUUUUCGGUGAUUUGGGUAGGUAAGAGGGUGGUGGUAUGGUGGUCUAGUAGUGGCUAAGGAAUGAGAAUGGAAAUACCUAUUGGGGUGGGGAAUCAACUUAGAAGAAUUUAGGGGAAUGAAAAGGUAAAAUGGAAUGGGGAAAAAGGCGUAACAAAUAACAACAAAGAGAAUCAAGACAAUUGAUUCCCAUUUACUUUAAUGAACACCGCCAACCAAACGGCCCUAAUUAUUAUACCAGUUUAAUAACCAUGUUAUCACAUUCACUCCUAACGAAAAGGCGGGACAAGAGUCACAAACUCCCAGUACAGAGCCAACAGAGGCACACAACAAUUCAUCUUCUUCACGGAUUUCAACAGUAGCAGAGGAGAGAGAAUUUCACAGCCAAACAAGCUCAGAAGUUCAGCAAUGGCGGUUUCUUCAUCAUCCUUUAACACCGCCUUUGCUCAACCCAAAUUCAUGUCUCUACUCUCACAGCGCUUCCGUUCAUUCCAUCCAUGGCGUCCUCACCUCGCAGCUAACCCCAAACUUCCCGCCAUUUUUACGCCUAAAUCAAGAAGUAUGACGGUUAGGGUUAAUGCUUGUUACAAGAAGAGGCCGAUGGAUACACCGGGGGCGUACGAGUUGAUUGAUGAGGAGAGUGGUGAGAAAGUGAUUCUUUGGGGUGGAGUUGAUGAUGUUGAACCUUCAAUUCCUAGUAAGAAAGUACUUUCCUGGACUCCAAGUAAGGAUCAGAAGAAAUCUUCGAAUGCUCGGGAAAAUAUUGAAGGCAGUGAACCUUCGUCCGCUCACAAAAAUGUUCGUUCGUCUCCAACUACUCUAAGAUUGUCCAAGGGUGUUGGAAGGUUGAAAGCUGUCAAAAUCAAAAGCAUUGUAAGAAAGACUUCAAGGGAAAAGGAGAAAAUUAACGAGCAUAGAUAUGAAGAACCAGAUAUGGAUGAACUAGAUGAUGAUGACGAUGAUGAUCCAAUUGUAUCGUCGGAUCCUCAAGGUGUCUGGAUCAGAAAGAAAAAUAUUUCUGCUAAGAGUGGCAUUGAGCAGCUCAUGGAAAAUAAAUUGUCAAGGAAACCUUUUGAGCCAAAGGAUAACUUGACUGAUGCUGGCUCAUAUGUUUCUGCUACUCAUUCAAGAGGAUGGAAUGAUAGAGAACCAAGACGUGGUUAUAGGGGUGAAUCAAGAGACUUGAAACCUACACGUAAAUAUAAUGCUGGGAGUGACUUUUUCAGUCGAAAAUCAUUUAGAGAAUCGGGUUGUGGUGAUGAAAUGAUUGAGGCUCUGAGGGUACAGGAUUUUGUUCGCCCUUCAAACAUUCAGGCAAUGGCAUAUUCUCCUGUUGUAGAAGGGAAGAGCUGCAUUAUAGCUGAUCAAAGUGGAUCAGGGAAAACGUUGGCAUACCUGGCUCCAGUUAUUCAGCGUCUUAGACAAGAAGAGAUUGAAGGAAUUAGUAAAUCGGCAUCAAAAAGUCCUCGAGCUGUAAUAUUAGUCCCAACUGCCGAGCUAGCUUCCCAGGUUCUGCUGAAUUGUCGAUCCAUCUCAAAACAUGGUGUUCCUUUCCGCUCUAUGGUUGCAACAGGAGGCUUUCGACAGCGAACUCAGUUGCAGACUCUUGAACAGGAUUUGGACGUGCUUAUUGCCACACCGGGACGUUUCAUGUACUUAAUCAAAGAAGGGUUUUUACAUUUAACAAACCUUAGAUGUGCUGUGUUGGAUGAAGUGGAUAUACUCUAUAGUGAUGAAGAUUUUGAACAAGCUUUGCAUAGUCUAAUUAACACGGCACCGGUUACUACGCAGUACCUCUUCGUGACCGCCACAUUACCUGUGGAAAUUUACAACAAACUAGUUGAGACCUUCCCAGAUAGUGAGGUGAUCAUGGGUCCUGGAAUGCACCGGACGAGCUCCGGUCUUGAAGAGGUUCUUGUAGAUUGUAGUGGGAAUGAAGGGUCAGAAAAGACCCCAGAAACAGCAUUUUCCAAUAAGAAGUCUGCCCUUUUGAGGCUUGCAGAGGAGAUUCGAGUUUCUAGGACUAUUAUAUUCUGUAAUAAGAUUGAGACAUGUCGAAAGGUUGAGAAUGCCCUGAGACGUCUUGAUAGAAAGGAAAAUCAGAUACGAGUUUUACCAUUUCAUGCUGCUUUGGAACAAGAAACAAGGAUCACAAAUAUGAAGGAGUUCCUUAAUUCAAAAACAGAAAAUCGUUCUCUGUUUCUAAUUUGCACCGACAGGGCUUCACGGGGAAUUGACUUUCCCAGCGUGGAUCACGUUGUACUGUUUGAUUUCCCUCGCGAUCCCAGUGAAUAUGUACGUCGUGUUGGCAGAACAGCAAGAGGUGCAGGAGGUAUAGGCAAGGCUUUUGUGUUUGUCGUUGGUAAGCAAGUUUCUCUGGCAAGGAGGAUCAUUGAAAGAAAUGAAAAGGGUCAUCCUUUACAUGAAGUGCCUUCUGCUUAUGAAUUAGUACGGUGAUAAGUCUCAGACAGACCUGCACUUGUGAAUGUUGAAAUUAGUAAUGCAAGGGGUCAGGUUACUUGUGUAAUUUUUAACCUUUGACUCCUACAUUUUUGAGUUGUAAAAUAAAUCAUAGCUAAUCAUUUUAACAAGUUAUAGUUGCGAGAAGUAGGAGUCAUUAUAGUAUGAUCUGGUAAAAUGUAUGAAUUUUUUUGAUUCGUGCAUGUUGAUAAAAGUAAGAUAUGCUAAAAUAUACAGUAUGUCAGUAUGAUGUUUUAUUGAUCCA
Messenger RNA from Chenopodium quinoa (quinoa), 3736 nucleotides. Its product is annotated as DEAD-box ATP-dependent RNA helicase 50-like. The transcript has 9 exons. The coding region runs from base 1420 to 3468 and encodes 682 amino acids. Lineage: Eukaryota; Viridiplantae; Streptophyta; Magnoliopsida; Caryophyllales; Amaranthaceae. Gene Ontology annotation, molecular function: RNA helicase activity; nucleic acid binding; ATP binding. The record is from RefSeq and is a predicted model, not a curated record.